AUGGCCUUUGGUCAGGCAUACCACUCUUCAGCGCCCGUUCCAGCUGAAGUGAAAGAAGGUCAUUUCCUUCCCCCAACGUGGGCACAAAAUGACGACAAACAAGAUUAUGAAAAGGUUAUUGAGGCAUUUGAGCUAUAUGCAACACCAAAAAAGAAUGUGGUAGUUGAAAGGUUUAUAUUUAACAAUCGAGUUCAAUGGCAAGGUGAAAAUUUUGAUUCCUUUUGUACCAAUUUAAGAAAAUUAGUGAAGUCGUGCGAGUUUGGCGAUCAAGCUGCAGAACUUUGUCGAUCUGCUGAAUUGAGUAGGACACAAGCUCAAACAAUUCAAGCUAAAAAUGUUGAUACAAUGAAGCGAUUUUCUCUGCGAUCAUCUAGAAAUCAACAGAACGAUUUUAAUACACAGCAAAGUUCAGCUGAUGCUAAGCCUUCCAAUAAUGAAUUCUCAAGUGAAUCCGGUUGUGCGACUUUAAAGUGCAAGAAAUGUAAUCGUAAACAUAAGAGGUCUGAAUGUCCGGCUUAUGGAAAACACUGCUAUCGUUGUGGAAACCUUAACCAUUUCUCUUCAGUUUGCAAGUCUCGAAAUAUUAGAGAAAUUUCCUACUCAGAGCCAGAGAGAAACAUACACGAAUGA
Uloborus diversus is the source of this 630-nucleotide messenger RNA. RefSeq lists its product as uncharacterized. The transcript is spliced from 3 exons. Lineage: Eukaryota; Metazoa; Arthropoda; Arachnida; Araneae; Uloboridae. The coding region runs from base 1 to 630 and encodes 209 amino acids. The record is from RefSeq and is a predicted model, not a curated record.